This is a messenger RNA of Sporisorium graminicola, 1083 nucleotides long. RefSeq lists its product as uncharacterized. Bases 1 to 1083 code for a protein of 360 amino acids. The record is from RefSeq and is a predicted model, not a curated record. The transcript has a single exon. Gene Ontology annotation, molecular function: hydrolase activity, hydrolyzing O-glycosyl compounds. NCBI's taxonomy places the organism in Eukaryota, Fungi, Basidiomycota, Ustilaginomycetes, Ustilaginales, Ustilaginaceae. Gene Ontology annotation, biological process: carbohydrate metabolic process.
AUGGAGGCCAAAUACGUCAAGUGGCGGGAAACCUACCUGCGAUCGUCGCCCGCGGGCCUCUACUGCUACUACAACGGCAAAGGCGACAAUGGCAACGCCAUCACCUGUUCAGAAGCGCAUGGCUACGCGAUGCUCAUCUCGGUUCUCCACCGCAACCGACCCGACUUCGACGGCCUGCUACAGUUCUUCCUGACCUUCCGCAAUGCCAACGGGUUCAUGUGUUGGCAGAUCCGGUCGCCGCAUCAGCCGUCUUCGCCAUCAGGAGCCGUGCAGCCAUACGUCGAGGAGGACGGGCGCACCUCAGCUACGGACGGAGACAUUGACAUUGCCUCGUCGCUCUAUUUAGCAGCAAAGACGUUCGGGGAGGGCGAUGGGAGGUAUCGAGCGGAAGCCGAUCGACUGACGAGUCAGAUCCUGAAGCAUGUGAUCCAUCCUGAGCUCGGAACGCCGCUGUUGGGAGACUGGGCGAACCAGGAUUCUGCGGAGGCGAGGAAGCUGUACAAUGCGACACGCACGAGCGACUUCAUCCUGUCGAGCUUUGCGCUAUUCGCGCGAUACCACUGCAGCGCGCCCGAGCGGCAGCGCUGGGAAUGGGUGCUCCAAUCGACCAAAUCCGCAGCACUCUCCUGCGGCGGCAGCACCGGCUUUCUGCCGGACUUCCUCCAGUACCACUCGCACGCGUGGCACCCGGCACACGGCAAGCUGCUCGAGUCCGAACACGACGGCGCUCUCAACUGGAACGCAUGCCGUACCCCGUGGCGUCUCGCUCACUACCUCGCCACUACCGGCGACACGUCCAUCUUGCCGCUGCUCCAACACGCUCAUCAAUCAGCACGCUCAUUGCCGGCAUUCAGGUUCCCCAACAUUCCCGCCGGCGUCAACCUCUCUCACCCAGCACCACUCGUCGACUACUCGGACAAAGCAUUCAUUGCUCCCGUAGGCUACUUGUGCCAUGUGCUGAGCGACGUCGACGGCCACCAGCAGUGCGUUAGGGCGCUAGACACGCAGGGGGUCGGCUACUUUGGAGACACGAUUGAUCUCCUCAUCGCCGAACAGGCGAGUCACGCUCACGAAUGGUUCUGA